GUCCCGCGCCGCCUUGGGCCGGGGCCCGCCGCCCCGCCGCCGGCCCACCUGGCGCAGCGCCGCCCUCGGAGCCCGCACACCCGCGAGCGCCCGCGCCCCGCACACCCUGCGGCCGCAGGAGGACCCGGCGCCGCCGCCCGCCAGCUCCCCGGGCCCCGGCCCGCCCGGCGCCCGUGCUCCGCCCGCCCGCGAUGGCCCCGCUCGGGCUCCUCUUAUUCCUCUGCGGCGUGAAGCAGGCGCUGGGCAGCUACCCGAUCUGGUGGUCCCUGGCAGUCGGGCCCCAGUACUCGUCCCUGGGGACACAGCCCAUCCUUUGCGCCAGCAUCCCGGGCCUCGUCCCCAAACAGCUGCGCUUCUGCCGGAACUACGUGGAGAUCAUGCCCAGCGUGGCCGAGGGCGUCAGGAUCAGCAUUGAGGAGUGCCAGCACCAGUUCCGCGGCCGCAGGUGGAACUGCACCACCAUCGACAACAGCCUGGCCAUCUUCGGCCCCGUGCUGGACAAAGCCACCCGGGAGUCGGCCUUCGUGCACGCCAUCGCCUCCGCUGGAGUGGCCUUUGCAGUGACACGCUCCUGCGCCGAGGGCUCCGCUGCCAUCUGCGGGUGCAGCAGCCGUCACCAGGGCUCGCCAGGCCACGGCUGGAAAUGGGGUGGCUGCAGCGAGGACAUCGAGUUCGGUGGGAUGGUGUCUCGGGAGUUCGCGGACGCGAGAGAGAAUAGGCCUGAUGCCCGCUCUGCGAUGAACCGCCACAACAAUGAGGCUGGGCGCCAGGCCAUCGCGAGCCACAUGCACCUCAAGUGCAAGUGCCACGGGCUGUCGGGCAGCUGCGAGGUGAAGACCUGCUGGUGGUCGCAGCCCGACUUCCGCGCCAUCGGCGACUUCCUGAAGGACAAGUACGACAGCGCCUCGGAGAUGGUGGUGGAGAAGCACCGCGAGUCGCGCGGCUGGGUGGAGACGCUGCGGCCGCGCUACACCUACUUCAAGGCGCCCACGGAGCGCGACCUGGUCUACUACGAGGCCUCGCCCAACUUCUGCGAGCCCAACCGCGAGACCGGCUCCUUCGGCACGCGCGACCGCGCCUGCAACGUGAGCUCGCCGGGCAUCGACGGCUGCGACCUGCUGUGCUGCGGCCGCGGCCACAACGCGCGCGCCGAGCGGCGCCGGGAGAAGUGCCGCUGCGUCUUCCACUGGUGCUGCUACGUGAGCUGCCAGGAGUGCGCGCGCGUCUACGACGUGCACACCUGCAAGUAGGCGGGCCCGCCGCCGGCCUCCCGACGGGGCUCCUCCCGGAUGGGGCGGGGCUCGGGCUGAGGCUUUCGGAGGAGGGCGGGGUCCCAUCUAGCGGGGAAUCCCGCCCUGCCACCUCCUCCUGGCAGCCCCCUGGUAAGCUUCCAUCCGACCCCACUCUUCUAUGUAGAGCAGCUCUCCUAACAAACAGCGGUCGAGACCCCUGUCUCCCAGCCUCUUCCUCUGAAGGCUGGGGACCAGGGGCCUCCCAGGUCCGGUGCUCUGGAAAGGCCUGACAUCUGCCCGCGCUCCCAACCAAUCCCACGGAGAGAGCCCACGCCUUGCAGAGCCCCAAGAGCCGGCUGGACCUGGGGGAAGGAGGGGCUUGGCGGCAGAGGCGAGCAGGAGGCUGGGCCCCGAAACCUGGCUCUGCCCGGGCUGUCGUGUGUGAGGCUAUCAGACAUCAGGCGCUCUUCCCCGGACUGUUACUGCUGCUGCCCAAGCCCUGGCUGGGACAGCCCACUGUGAGGCCCUUCCACCUCCCUUCUCAGGUCUUCCACCUGCACUCCAUCCACAGGAGAGGAGCACAGCCUUCUGUCCCAGCCCUACCCAGCCUCCCUCUGGGCCUCAGCACCUCCCCCGCCUUCCUCAUCAUCUGCCCAGGACUGCUGGCCUGCACCCCCCCAAACCCCUGCUCCCCCCGCCCCCCCCCCAGCUCCAUCAUCCUGCCUUGGAAGCUCACUCGGGGUAGGGUUGGGUUGUUUGGGAGGUUUUCGUAGGAGGAGUCACACCUGGGGGCUGCAGAGGACCCUCAGCCCCCAGAGGAGUGGUGUCCCCUGGCAGCCCCGGUAGUUAGGACUGACCCGUAGGGCUCCUGCUGCAGCUAUGGUGUGCCAGGCUGGCCACAUUGGCCACUGUCCUGGAGCACCUUCUGACUAAUCCACCCAGCCCAGGAAGUACUGGCUUCUGGACCCCUCAGCCAAUGCCCAGGCCAGGCCUCUUCUCACUCAGACUCUGCCACUGUGAACUCCCCCAGUCCCCAGGCAGGGGGUGGAGGCCAGCCAGAGACGGAUGGCUGCAUGCCUCCGAGGACAAGACCUUCCUCUGCCUUGAAUUUUGUGUUUUUGGUUUUAAUUUUAUUUCUGAUGCUGCUAUAUUCACCAUACACUGGAGCUGAUCAAACAGAUGUGUUGUUGUUUUUUCCCUUUUCUUUCUAUGAAAGAAAUAUUUGAGUCAUAGCUUGUGAGUUUCAAACAAUGGGGAAGUAAAAGACAAAAAAAAAAAAAACCCACAAAAAGCAGAAACAACCAAA
Messenger RNA from Pipistrellus kuhlii (Kuhl's pipistrelle), 2538 nucleotides. It is a transcript of the gene WNT3A, whose product is annotated as Wnt family member 3A. The coding region runs from base 192 to 1250 and encodes 352 amino acids. The record is from RefSeq and is a predicted model, not a curated record. Gene Ontology annotation, molecular function: frizzled binding; cytokine activity. Lineage: Eukaryota; Metazoa; Chordata; Mammalia; Chiroptera; Vespertilionidae. The transcript has 4 exons. Gene Ontology annotation, cellular component: extracellular region. Gene Ontology annotation, biological process: neuron differentiation; cell fate commitment; canonical Wnt signaling pathway.